GUUCUGGAGCUUUGUAGCCAUGGCGUGGGACGCACCACACGGGAGGAGAGAGCUGGGGGCCGCGCGUAGGGUUUUGGGUAGGGUUUCUAGGAUUGCCGGCUCGAGGCGCCCGGCGAUAGAUGAAUCGGUGGGCCGGGUCUCGUGAGAAUGUCGAUCGGGCAGCAAUGUCGGAUUCUUGCGAUCGAGUUCCUGGUCGUGCUCGUCGCGGCCUUCCAGGCGCGAGCUCUCAACGAGGAAGGGAUCGCUCUCAUGGCCUUUCGAAUGCAGAUUACGCAGGAUCCCACUGGAAUUUUCACGAGCUGGAAUGCGGCGGAUGAGGAUCCAUGCGGCUGGACUGGGGUCUUCUGCGACGAUGACAAUCGCGUCAAGAAGCUGCUGAUCCAUGGCGCCGGCCUCGCAGGUACCAUCUCGCCGGCGCUCAGCGGCCUCCCUUUCCUGCGGACGCUCUCCCUCUCCAACAAUCUCCUCAAAGGCAGCAUUCCCUCGCAGCUCUCGCAUAUUUCGAGCCUCUGGAAGCUAAAUCUCAGCAGCAACGAGCUCGCCGGCACCAUCCCGGCCUCCAUCGGCAAGAUUCCGGGGCUCCGGAUGCUCGAUCUCUCCUCCAAUCUCCUCACGGGCGCGAUCCCGCCGCAGCUGUUCGGGAAUUGCUCCAAGCUGAGGUUCGUGAGCCUGUCAGGCAAUGCGCUUGCUGGGAGCCUGCCAGUGGCUCUGGGCUCUUGCGGAUCCUUGAAGUUUGUGGAUUUUAGUUCCAACCGGCUCACUGGGAGCGUGCCGGCGGAGAUCGCUUUCUUGGACGAGCUGCUUUUGUUGCUUAUCCAAGAGAACUCGCUCUCGGGGGAUUUUCCAUCAGAGGUUCUUUAUCUUCCUUCUCUCGAUAUCCUCAAUGGCUCGAAGAAUGCUUUCAGCGGUGGGCUCCCGGACAGGCAAGGUGAUGAUGGGUGUCGAUCACUCGAGGUCCUGGACUUGUCUUACAAUAGCUUCGAAGGUCCUAUUCCUUCCAACUUCGGAGAGUGUCAGGAAUUAUCGCUCAUCAACUUAUCACACAACAGGUUUUCGUCUCCGAUUCCCGAUGCCAUUGGGAAGCUCGCAUUCUUGGUCAGCCUGGAUCUUAGCAGCAAUGCCAUGCACGGCAGUAUUCCACAAGCUCUAACGCAGGCGAGGUUCUUAAUUGAACUCAAACUUUCCAGCAACGAUCUUAGUGGUACCAUUCCGCGAAGUCUCAACAACUUGACAUUCUUGAAGACACUCCUUCUUGGCCAUAACAUGCUACAGGGCUCUAUUCCCGCCGAGGUUGGAAGGCUAACUCACUUAGAGCGGCUGGAUCUCUCUUUCAACAACAUUACCGGAAGUAUUCCUAUCCAACUGGGUGACUUGUCGCAUCUGGUGCUCUUCAACGUCUCCUACAACAACUUAACUGGAUUCAUACCCAGGCGGGGCGUGUUACAGCGUUUUGACAGGAGUUCUUACAUUGGCAAUACGUUUCUGUGUGGUCCGCCGCUGUCACUGAGGUGCACUCCUAUGGUUUGGCCAGGACCAGCAUUAUCGCCGACGCUCGAAGGUGGUGGGAAAACACACGUCUUGACACCUUACACCAUAGCAGCCAUCGUCGCCGCAAUCCUCGUUGCCUUGGGUGUUUUUAUCGUCGUCAUCUUGAACAUCAAGGUUUUGACGAGGCCAAAGAAGACUCCCGCUGAAGUGCUCGUCUACGAAAGCACUCCGCCUUCUCCAGACUCGAGCACAGGUGUGAUCGGCAAGCUCGUCCUCUUCAACCCGAACAUCCCGUCCAAGUACGAGAACUGGCAGGAAGGAACCAAAGCUCUUGUAGACAAGGACUGUGUGAUCGGGUAUGGACCACUGGGGACUGUUUACAAGGCCGUGGUGGAUGGCGGAGUGGCACUCGCUGUGAAGAAGCUCUCUAGUCUCGGCCAGAUAACCAGCCAGGAGGCCUUCGAGCGGGAAAUAGCGAUCCUCAAGAACGUAAAGCACAGGAACGUGGUGACGCUGGAAGGAUACUACUGGUCUCCUCCAACAAAGCUGCUGCUAACCGAGUACCUCCCCAACGACAGUCUCUUCCAUCACUUACACCAGCGCAUGGAAGGCCAGCUACCAUUGCCUUGGUGGAGACGGUUCAAGAUCGCCUUGGGCGCCGCGAGGGGGCUGGCUUACCUUCACCACGACUGCAGGCCACAGGUCCUCCUCUUCAACUUGAAGUCGACCAACAUCCUUCUGGACGACGAGUUUGAGCCUCACAUCUCGGACUAUGGCCUGCGGAGGCUUUUGCCGAAGCUGGACACGUACAUGACCGACCGGAAGCUGGAGCUGGCGGUGGGAUACGUUGCGCCGGAGAUGGCAGUCCAGAACCUGAGGCUGACGGACAAAUGCGACGUCUACAGCUUUGGGGUGGUGCUGCUGGAGCUGGUCACCGGGAGGAGGCCCGUGCAAAACUUGGAGACGGACGCGGUGGUGCUGUGCGAGUAUGCCAAGGCGGCGUUCGAGCAGGGGCGGGGCUUGCAGUGCCUGGACCAUGAGAUGAGCUCGUUUCCAGAGGCCGAGAUCAUGCAGGUUUUCAGGAUCGGGCUGCUGUGCACUGCGCAGGAUCCGAGCAGGAGGCCGUCCAUGGCUGCCGUUGUCCAGAUGAUGGAGAUGCUGUCAAUGUGAGUUUGUUCAUACAGGAUCGAUCGACCGAGCCUCUAUAUACAUAAAAACUGGCAAUGCAAACGCAAGAACUUGCGGUAAGAUUGAUUGUUUUUCUUUCUUUUUUCUCUCUGCAGGAAUAUGUACAUUCAUUGUUUUGCAAAAUUUGUGAAAAUUCAAAACACAAUCAAAUUUUUGUUUAAAA
Molecule: messenger RNA, 2839 nt
Organism: Selaginella moellendorffii
Lineage: Eukaryota; Viridiplantae; Streptophyta; Lycopodiopsida; Selaginellales; Selaginellaceae
Product: probable LRR receptor-like serine/threonine-protein kinase At1g12460
Exons: 3
Coding region: 148-2658 (836 amino acids)
Biological process (GO): protein phosphorylation
Molecular function (GO): protein kinase activity; protein binding; ATP binding
Source: RefSeq, a predicted model, not a curated record